This is a messenger RNA of Fulvia fulva, 1605 nucleotides long. Its product is annotated as Hexokinase-1. Bases 1 to 1605 code for a protein of 534 amino acids. Lineage: Eukaryota; Fungi; Ascomycota; Dothideomycetes; Mycosphaerellales; Mycosphaerellaceae. The transcript has a single exon. Gene Ontology annotation, biological process: glycolytic process; intracellular glucose homeostasis; glucose 6-phosphate metabolic process. Gene Ontology annotation, molecular function: mannokinase activity; glucokinase activity; ATP binding. Gene Ontology annotation, cellular component: cytosol; mitochondrion. The record is from RefSeq and is a predicted model, not a curated record.
AUGACAUCAAUCGGACUGGACAUUGGUCGAUCCUGCCUCUGUUUCCUGCUGGACCUCUGGCUUACAAGCAGUCUGGGACGAGCAAUGAGCGUGAUGAUUCAAUCGGUAGUGCGACUUGCACAGCCUACUAGCUAUUCCUCUCCGUCGAAACGACAGCGAGUGCAUCAUGUAGUGGAGAAGGUGCCGGACAAGAGCAUGGAAGAAUACCUGGAGGAGGUGAGGAGGUUGUUCGAGGAGCCGUUGCAGACAGAGAAGCUCCUCGGCAUAUCACAGCAAUUGCAGAGCGAGUGUCGAGAGAGGUUACUCAAGUCGGACAUAUCUAUGCUACCAUCUUACCAACACACGCUGCCCAGUGGGCACGAACGAGGCGACUUUCUGGCUUUGGAUGUCGGUGGAUCGACAUUUCGCAUCGCAUUAAUACGACUUACUGGCAAAUCAAAACUUGGAGGCGAUAACAUGCAAGUCCGGAGAACACGAAAGUUCAUAAUCAAUGAAGAUAUACGAGGCCUGCAAGGGCAAGCAUUCUUCGACUGGAUGGCAGACAGGAUAAGCGAAAUGCUUGAAGAGUACAACCACAUCAAUGGCACAACCAAUGCACGAUUACCUAUGGGUCUGGCCUGGUCCUUCCCCAUCGAGCAGACCUCACUACGGAGCGGCAAACUUCUUGCAAUGGGCAAAGGCUUCAAGGCGACACACGGAGUCGAAGGGCAGGAUAUCAGCGAGCUGAUCAUGCAAUCCUGCAAUCGCAAGGGCCUCAAUGUCGAAAUGCGUGCGAUUGUCAAUGACGGUGCAGCCACGCUGAUGUCGCAAGCAUACCGGGACCCUUCCACACGUAUGUCGCUUAUCCUUGGCACUGGCACGAAUGCUGGAGUGUACCUUCCUGUCGAAGCGUUGGGUUCUGAUAAAUUCGGCGAACGACCAGACAGCUGGUACGAGGCAGCGAAGCAUGUCCUGGUCAACACAGAGCUCAGCAUGGUAGGCAAACAGUCAUUACCGAUCACGAGAUGGGACGAAGUGCUCAAUGCGAGACACUCCCUACCGGACUUCCAGCCCCUGGAGUACCUCAUCACGGGUCGUUACCUGGGUGAGAUUGUGCGCCUAAUACUCGUAGAAGCGAUCGAAACGUGUCACCUCUUCGGCGGACAAAUGCCCGAUCGACUGGAUGAGCCCUACGCGUUUGACUCUCGCAUCCUCGCAGAAUUCGAAAGCGACUCCAGCGUCUCGAUGGAGAAGGCGAGAAUGGAGUUCCUACAAGCACAUCCAAUGCGCUCGCCGCUACGCCACAGCGAGCUAGAGUUCAUUCGCGAGAUCGCACGGCUGGUCUCCCAAAGAGCAGCAGCGUACCUCGCCACGGCUUUGCACGCGUUGUGGACAGUUCGGACAGAGUCCGAAGGCUUGUCUCUUGGCGGAGCGACACAUGUCACCGUUGCAUGUAACGGCACCAUUGUUGAGAAGUAUCCUUGCUACAGAGAGCUAUGUCAACGGCGACUUGACGAGCUUUGUGUACUUUCUGGAGCAUUGAAGGGUGCUGUCACCUUGAAGAUGGCGCCUGAGAGCUCCAUCUUUGGUGCCGCUGUUGCGGUGGCGUGUCUAGAGGAUGCGUGA